CUGUAUCUGACAUCAGCUUGUUUCACUUGAGCAAUAAAAGAAAAAAAAGAAAAGAAAAAUAUACCUAUCUUAUUUAUUUAAUUUUUUUAAAUUAUAUCACCCUCAUUGUCGAUAUGAGCUGUAAUAAUUAUUGCAAUGUAUAUAAUUAUGAAUAUCAUACGCCUACAGAGUGGCGAUAUAACAGUGAACAAGAAAUCACUGCAGCAGAAGAACAACGAGAACUGGCCCAAAGGUUGACACUUGAGGCCGAUCGGUUAGUUGGUCAAGCUAAGGAUUCUGUGAUGAAAAAUAAAUUGGACAUUGAUUACCAGUCUAAAGUGAAAGUUAAGGACUUAGAAUACAAAUGUAAGGAAAUUGAAAAACAGAAAGUCGAUCUGGAUGAAGAAAUUCGUUUGCUGUUGGGCUAUCAGAUGCGCAUCGAAAAUGCCAACAAAUGGCUUAUCGGUGAUGCUCUGGACGUCAUUGCUGAAUGUCUUAGGUUAAGAAACUGUCGACAAAAUAUAGAUUUGGUGUUUGAUGAUGUUGAGAAAGAACUGUUACGAGAACGUGAACUGAUCUUGGGCAUAAAGGAUCAACUUGAAGAUUUGCAAGACAAGGUUGUGUUACAGAUCAGAAAACUGAGAACAUUCGUUUACAACUUGACUGUGGAUUUACGUUUUAAGGAAAAUGCGUUAAAAAUUGAAAAGCAAAACGAAAAUCUUAACGAAACCACUGUCGAUAAAUCAAUUUUGAACAACAAAAACAUAUUCAAACCUGCUACGAUUUCAACCUCGGAAUGGGAUUGGUUCACAUUAGACAUAAUUUCAGCAGCCAAUAAAAUACUAGUUGACAGUCGACCCAUUCGUGUAUUUUUUGAUAAGUGUCUGGAUAAAAUGCUCGAGGACUUGGUAGGCCAAUCGGCCGCAGUCGACCUGGCAUUUAAAUUGCGAGUGGAAGAAUACGUUGAAGUAAUUGAUAAACUGAACGAACAAAGAAUUGAAACGGUUAAAAAUCUCGAAGAAGUACAAGAAACAAUCGAAAAACUGAAAAAUUCUAUAGACGACAGGGAGACAUACUUAGCGCUAGCCCACGCGCGGCUGUUAAACAGGACGCGAAGGGAGGGCGUCGAACUGUGCCGGGAUGAGUUGGAAUUGAGACUGUACAACGAGGUAGUCCAAUUGGAACAUGACGUGAAAAGUCUGCAAAAUAUGAUGGCUGAAUCUGUGGAAUGCCGUAGACGUCUCAAACAGUCCACUGCCCGUAUCGAUGAGCAGCUGCAAGUCAAACAGAAAUCGUUGCAUAUCGACAACGAGCUGUGCAUCGAGCAACGAAAACGCAUCAACUACCGAGCUUUUUGAAAUACUCGUCGGAUGCGAAUCCAUAGAUUGUUUUUUUUUUUUUUGUGAAAAUGGGAUAAAAUCGUAUGCUUAAUUUUUUCUCCCUAACCCUACCUUUAUUAACAUAUAAUUUAUUUACUAACAUUUUUCUUUAUAUAAAUCAUAUUUAUGAUAGUAUUAGAAUCGUUAUAUACGAUUCAGACAGGCGCGGAUUCUGUAGAGGGUGAGCCGGAUGGUCCCGGGUCCACCCGAAAUAUUUAAAAACAAUAAAUUUAAUUUUGAAUAUUGGCAUUCAAGCUAUUAUUUUAGAAUUUUUAUUAGUAUAUUAACCAAAUAGGUUGGUUUUAUUUUGUUUUUUUAGCUAUUUCUUAAGAUUAAGGCAUACCUAAUUGCAUACCUAUAUUUUAUUUUAAUAGCAGUGAAGAGUUAAUACAAAAUCCAGAUAGACGAAGUUUUAAAUAAAUUUGCCCGUGAUAAGUUAAGAAAAUUACAUUUUCCCGCGA
Melanaphis sacchari is the source of this 1819-nucleotide messenger RNA. RefSeq names its product tektin-1-like. NCBI's taxonomy places the organism in Eukaryota, Metazoa, Arthropoda, Insecta, Hemiptera, Aphididae. The record is from RefSeq and is a predicted model, not a curated record. Gene Ontology annotation, biological process: cilium assembly; cilium movement involved in cell motility. Bases 114 to 1337 code for a protein of 407 amino acids. Gene Ontology annotation, cellular component: microtubule cytoskeleton; nucleus. The transcript is spliced from 4 exons.